ACCAUCUAUAUUAAGCAUCAAAGGUUCGCCAGAAAAAAUGAGUUCUGGUCCUUCUGAAGCCUUGUUUUUCUUCCUUGGAGCAGUAGUUUUGUUUGCAAUAUUGUUUAUUCUGGUAGUAAUCUUUUGGAAGUAUCUCAAGCCAAGUGAAAUAAUGAAGUUUAUAAAUCCAAUGAAUAGAAGGAAAGCCUCCAAGGACUUGUUUAGUGGAAGCAUCCCAACAGUAAGCCACUUUGACUUCCAAACAUUGAAGAAGGCAACCAAAAAUUUUCAUCCAUCUAAUCUUCUAGGAAGAGGUGGAUUCGGGCCAGUGUACCGGGGAAAGUUAGCAGAUGGGAGGCUGGUUGCUGUGAAAAAGUUGUCUCUUGAAAAAUCCCAACAAGGAGAAUCAGAAUUUCUUUCUGAGGUGAGGAUGAUCACCAGCAUCCAACAUAGAAACCUGGUUCGCCUGAUCGGAUGUUGCACGGAUGGCUUCCAUCGGCUUCUUGUCUAUGAAUAUAUGAAAAAUAGGAGCUUGGACUUCACGAUAUAUGGAAAAGUUGACCAGUUCCUGGAUUGGAACACUCGGUCUCAAAUAAUCAUCGGCAUUGCUCGAGGGCUGCAGUAUCUACAUGAAGAUUCACAUUUAAGGAUUGUCCACAGAGAUAUCAAAGCAAGCAACAUUCUUCUUGAUGAAAAAUUUCAACCAAAGAUUGGAGAUUUUGGGUUGGCUCGGUUCUUCCCUGAAGACCAAGCUUAUCUGAGCACUACAUUUGCUGGAACUCUUGGUUACACGGCACCCGAAUAUGCAAUUAGAGGAGAAUUAUCUGAAAAAGCUGAUAUAUAUAGUUUUGGAGUUCUGGUACUUGAAAUUAUUAGCUGCAGGAAAAACACGGAUCUUAGUUUACCAUCAGAAAUGCAGUAUCUUCCUGAAUAUGCAUGGAAGUUAUACGAGAGAUCAAGAGUGAUUGAUCUAGUAGAUCCAAGAAUGCGAAAGGAUGGAUUCGUGGAAAAGGAUGUUUUGCGAGCAAUCAAUGUGGCCUUCUUAUGCCUGCAGCCACAUGCAAACUUGAGGCCUCCAAUGUCAGAUAUUGUUGCAAUUUUAACGUACAAAACUGAAAUGGCUGGAACACCAAUGAAACCAACAUUUUUGGACAGAAGACGUAAAAAGGUUGAGAUGCUUUCAUGGGAUACAAUCGCGGAGCCUUUUCCUUCUCCUACGCAAAGUGAGUCUCCUUCUUUACCUCCUUAAACACUCCAUUGAUGAGCAAAGGAGAGUAGCAACACACAGCUAAAUGAGAUUUUAUAGAAUAGGAGUUGUAGGUAAGCAUAUUAUUUGGUGUCUGAGUUGGAAGAUAUGUACGAAACAUUAUAUUCAAUAUAUAUCUAGCUUGAUACAAUAUUAAAAUCA
Molecule: messenger RNA, 1387 nt
Organism: Mangifera indica (mango)
Lineage: Eukaryota; Viridiplantae; Streptophyta; Magnoliopsida; Sapindales; Anacardiaceae
Product: putative serine/threonine-protein kinase
Exons: 6
Coding region: 38-1228 (396 amino acids)
Biological process (GO): protein phosphorylation
Molecular function (GO): ATP binding; protein kinase activity
Source: RefSeq, a predicted model, not a curated record